GGGCCGGCUGGGCCGGCACUCACCCUCGACCCACCUGCACUGUAAUGGUAGUCUAUCAGUGGUAGGUUCCAGGUUCCCCGGGGCAUGUAGGCAGUUAGUGGUUGCCAGGUGUUCGGAGCCACCAGCGCUCCAGGUACCCUGGGAGCUUCUCUAUCAGCGGUGCUGGCUCUUGUGGAGAUGCCCAAUUGACAGGAGAGCUACUGAGGACCAGAACGCUCCCCCUUUGAACCAGUUCCACGGUGCCCAUGGCUCUGCGGGCCAGUCUGUUGCCCCUGUGCUGCUUGGCACUCCUGGCACUGUCUGUCCAGAGCUGCGGACCGGGCCGGGGACCGGUUGGCCGGCGGCGAUACGUGCGCAAGCAGCUUGUGCCUCUGCUGUACAAGCAGUUUGUGCCUAGUGUGCCCGAGCGGACCCUUGGCGCGAGUGGGCCAGCGGAGGGGAGGGUAGCAAGGGGGUCCGAGCGCUUCCGGGACCUCGUACCCAACUACAACCCCGACAUAAUCUUCAAGGAUGAGGAGAACAGCGGGGCUGACCGCCUGAUGACAGAGCGUUGCAAAGAGCGGGUGAACGCUCUAGCCAUUGCGGUGAUGAACAUGUGGCCUGGAGUGCGCCUACGUGUGACUGAAGGCUGGGACGAGGAUGGCCACCACGCUCAGGACUCACUCCACUACGAAGGCCGCGCCUUGGAUAUCACCACGUCUGACCGUGACCGCAAUAAGUAUGGUUUGCUGGCGCGCCUAGCAGUGGAAGCCGGCUUCGACUGGGUCUACUACGAGUCCCGAAACCACGUCCACGUGUCGGUCAAAGCUGAUAACUCACUGGCGGUCCGAGCCGGCGGCUGCUUUCCGGGAAAUGCUACAGUGCGUCUGCGGAGCGGCGAGCGGAAGGGGCUGAGAGAACUCCAUCGUGGUGACUGGGUACUGGCCGCCGAUGCAGCGGGCCGGGUGGUGCCCACGCCGGUGCUACUCUUCCUGGACCGGGACUUGCAGCGCCGCGCCUCCUUCGUAGCUGUGGAGACCGAGCGGCCUCCGCGCAAACUGUUGCUCACACCCUGGCAUCUGGUGUUCGCGGCUCGUGGGCCAGCGCCGGCUCCAGGUGACUUUGCACCGGUGUUCGCGCGCCGAUUACGCGCUGGGGACUCGGUGCUGGCUCCAGGCGGGGACGCGCUCCGGCCGGCUCGUGUAGCCCGUGUGGCCCGCGAGGAAGCAGUGGGCGUGUUCGCACCGCUCACUGCGCACGGGACGCUGCUGGUAAACGACGUCCUCGCCUCCUGCUACGCGGUUCUGGAGAGUCACCAGUGGGCCCACCGCGCCUUCGCUCCUUUGCGCCUGCUGCACGCGCUCGGGGCGCUGCUCCCCGGGGGUGCGGUCCAGCCGACUGGCAUGCAUUGGUACUCUCGACUACUUUACCGCUUGGCGGAGGAGUUAAUGGGCUGAGCAUCCGAGUAUAGAUGUACUCCAGGCUCUGGGCGAAACAGAAACCAAGGCGUGCUAAGAUCUGGGGAUGUGGGCAGCAGGUGAUGCUGAUUGGGAAAGUGGGUGUGGAAAGAGACUUAGAGAAAAAGAAGAGCUGUAUUGGAACUUAUUGGUUUAGGGGCAACUUCUAGCUGAGAGGAGUGCUCCUCCGGUCCUUGAUGACUGGGUUUGCUGAUGGAUACUCUUUAAUGAGGACUUUUUUUGCGUCUUCCCCAGUGGCCCAGUCUCACCAGAUAAUUUUAUUUUCUAUUUAUAAAUUGUAAUAUAAUGAUCCGGUUUCCCAGCCCACCAAGGUGAGGGCCUGGAGUGUGGCGUUAACACUAUCUGACACAGCCAGUCAAUCUGAUGCCUCGCGUUCUCCUGCAGGUGGCUUAAUAAAGGGAAGGUUUAUUGGAAACCACCUUCACUCAGGCAAUUCACCUCCAAAGAGGAGGAGAAUCCGGACUAACCAGAGUCAACACCUAAUGCCCAACUCUCCCUUCUUCUGCAGCAGGAUCUUUCAAACCCUUUUGCUGCAGAGGGCGUCCCAACCCAUCAGCAACAGACCAGAAAUACGCUGCCCUGUUUUUGGUGCUGGUCUCACCCCCAUCUGGGACCAAAACUGUUCUUAUGAGUACACAUCCCAACUCGGGGGUGGGGGUGGGGCUUACUGAAGGAGCCUGAAGGCUGAUGCUCAAUGCAUUUGGAGUCUUCUAUGAACUGUUUUGGCCUAUCCCUGUCGACUAUAAACCAGCCCAGCCGCCUCCUGCCCGCUGAUGAAGCGGUCUGAUUUUCUUUUUUAUGGGAUUUUGCUAGGCCAAUUUAUGAACCAUGGGUGUUCCUUACAGUCCACACACAUUUGUGGCCUAGACAAAAAUCCUAGAGUGACCAGGAAUGGUGGUACCCGCCUAUAAUUUCAACACUCUGGAGAUUGAGAAAGGACAAAACAGGAGGACUAUGAGUUCAAGGCUAACUUGGGCUACAUUGU
Chionomys nivalis (European snow vole) is the source of this 2442-nucleotide messenger RNA. It is a transcript of the gene Dhh, whose product is annotated as desert hedgehog signaling molecule. The coding region runs from base 246 to 1436 and encodes 396 amino acids. Gene Ontology annotation, molecular function: calcium ion binding; patched binding. The transcript is spliced from 3 exons. Lineage: Eukaryota; Metazoa; Chordata; Mammalia; Rodentia; Cricetidae. Gene Ontology annotation, biological process: multicellular organism development; smoothened signaling pathway; regulation of gene expression. The record is from RefSeq and is a predicted model, not a curated record.